AUGGCUUCCAGUUCCAUUACGCCGGCCCUGCCGCCGCCGCCAGGUCAGGUAUCCAACUUUGUUGACCCGCCGUCUGUUGGAAACAAGAUAGUGGUGAUCAAUUGCAUUUUCCUGCCAUUGGCUGUAAUUGCGCUGUUUGUGAGGACGUGGACUCGGGUGUUUAUUGUUCGCAGUUUUCGCGCAGACGAUUAUCUUAUGAUUGCGGCACUGCUUUGUUCCUGCGUUCUGACAGCUGUCACACUACACAUGCUUGAUUGGGGUCUUGGGAAGCACAUGUGGGAUGUGCCCGCUGCAUACAUAUCACCAAUGUUCUCCAAGUUGAACGUCAUCGCCGCCAUAUUCUACUGCGCCGCGACCGGCUUCACGAAAUGCUCUGUUCUUAUAUUCUACCUUCGCAUCUUUCCGAGUCGCAACUUUCAUAUCGCCGUCUGGGCAAUUGUCUUCAUCGCUGUCGGGUACAGCUUGGCCAGUAUUUUAGUCAACAUUUUCAGCUGUUCUCCGAUUGCCAAAGCUUGGGACUUGAGUAUUACAACCGGAAGCUGCAUAAACCGACCCGUCUUUUAUUUUGCAAAUGCUGGGUUGGGAAUUUUCACCGACUUUGCAACGGUCGUGGUCCCGAUACCAUGGCUGCGCCGAUUACAAAUGCCCCUGCGACAGAAGAUUGCGGUCAGUGCUAUUUUGGCCAUGGGUUGCUUUGUCGGAGUGGUUAGCUCCAUUCGGCUGUCAUCACUCUAUACCCUUCUCACUAGUACCGACCUAACCUGGUCAACGACGGACGCCUUGAUGUGGUGUACGAUCGAAUUAAAUUUGGGCAUCUUCGGUGGAUGCGUGUCCGCCAUUCGACCCUUCAUCCGGCGAUACAUCCCUCGUCUACUGGGUCUAUCGUCAUCAGACAAUACCUCCAAGUCUCGCAAAUAUGGCCACCAGCUGGGUUCCCUUCCUCUAAGCGAACGACCAAAGUUUACGGGGCGCAGUCAUGGCCAGUAUUCUGCGACCCUCACCACACACGGCAACGCUCUUGAUAAUGACAGUGAAGAGCAUAUAUUAUCACCGGGAGCUAGCAGGCAGAAGGACCUGGAUGGAAUCAUCCACACGGUGGAAUUUAAUGUGGAUAAUUCUAGUUCACACGCCGGUGAACCU
Molecule: messenger RNA, 1140 nt
Organism: Penicillium nucicola
Lineage: Eukaryota; Fungi; Ascomycota; Eurotiomycetes; Eurotiales; Aspergillaceae
Exons: 8
Source: RefSeq, a predicted model, not a curated record